GGAAGAAAUAUGGCGGGUGAUGAAUUGGCUCGUAGGGGAUGGCAUCUGACAGCAGAAGGCAUCGCAGAGCUAGAACAAAAUGGGAAAAGAGGAGUGGAUCAGCUCAUCAAAACAGCCAUUGAUACUGACUUGCGGGAUGUGGGAGAUAAAUGGCUGCCGGAGGAGCUACACAAGGGCAGACUGGACUAUAUUCAGGGGCCGGCAGUGCUGCAGUUGAUGAAGCUACGGAACAUCUCGGCCCCCAAAGAAAAUGAGGAAUCUCAAACUGCUCCUCGUCUUCUCCGUCUGUCACUGACUGAUGGUCACAUCAACUGCACAGCCAUUGAAAUAGAGAACCUCAAAAACAUCAACCUUGGAACUCCUCCUGGCACCAAGGUGAUGCUGGAGGGCGCUGUUGAUGUCGAGAAUAACUUCCUGUUACUGACUAACAAGAACUUCCGGUGUCUUGGAGGGAAAGUAGAGAAGUUGGUGGAGACAUGGGAACUGAAGCGAAAACUGGCCAAACAGUCUAGAUCGGGUGUGCAGACUGAAGGCGGGCCACCUUUGUUUGUUCCAUUUGGAAAGAAGAUGCCAUCAAAUGACUACAAUCCCGGUCAUAGAGCACCAGAGAAGAAGGAGAACUUUAAGUCCUUGGAGUCUUCCAAGAAGGAUAAGAAGACAGAAGAGAGCGAGUUCGAGCAGCAGAGACAAGCAACUAUAGCCGAGGCUCUACAGGAGGGGAAGACAAAGACAUUCGGUGGGGGGAUGAAACAGCCUGUGAGUGACAAAGAUGUUGCUCGUAUUGUGGAGAUGGGCUUCACGCCAGACCAGGCAAGCACAGCACUACGGCAAACCAAUGGCAACGUCAACGAUGCCAUCAGCUCCCUCAUCUCAAGGGGUGGCAGGGGUCUUGGACGUGGAGGGGAUCGAGGCGGGGAUCGAGGAGAUAAGUUUGAAAGACGACAACCAAUGGAAUCAAGACAAGGUGGGCGUGGCCGUCGAGGGAGAGACCGAGAUGAGGAUGAAGAGGGUGGGGCAUCAUCCAGACCGAGUGGUCCUGCCACACUCUUUGAUUUCCUCGAAACAAAGAUUCCAGUCAAGGAAGAGUCGAAGUCGUCCAGUGCCUCAAGUCGUCCCACCUUCAACAACAAGUCAUCUACAGACAGCAGCUCAACUCGCAGCAACUCAGGGCCCAAUGGCAGGCCUCACUAUGAAAAUAACUCCAGCAGGUCAGGGGGCUACAAGUCCACACCAAACCAUCACCAUCAACAAUCUCAACAGCAAGACUUCUCAGGGCAAAACUUUCAGAAUCGCAAACAGAAUCUUCCACCGAGGUUAGCUGGGAGGCACGGCCAAGAUGGCCCAAGCUACCACCAACAGAAACCUUCUAGUCAGCAGUUCCCAAAUUUUGAUUCUGAGAGGACUCAGCGGGGAGAGGAUUCCCAUCGGAGAACAGACAAUCAAACCCGGUCCAACCAGUCAGGCUAUAAUGCUUACGAACGUGGUCAAAAAGAUUUUAACCAGUCCCGUCCAAAGUCCGGAUCAUACAAUUACAAUGAUCCGCAGGAAUACAAGGAAAAUAGAUAUAAUAGUCGGCAAAACUCACAACACAAUUCUAAAAACGAUGGCCACCAAGAAGACAGACGUGAUAACCGUUUUGACAACCAAAGAGGCAGUCGCCAAGCUCAAGGUCAGAGAAGUUCAAGGUCACAGCAAGAUGGAUCAAGGAAGCCAUAUGAGCAACAGCAGUCACAACAACAUCGCCAUGAGGGUCCCCCACAAGGUGAAGGACAUUCGUGGAGGAAGGGAGAUCAGGUCAUGGCCAAGUACUGGGAGGACAGUCAGUUCUACAUGGCGCGCAUUGAGGAUUUUGCCAGCAAUGGAGCAACAUGUGUUGUGACAUUCCUGGAAUAUGGCAAUAUGGAGGAAGUUCUGCUGUCUGAUAUUGAAGCCCUCUCACAGCAAACUUGGCAACCCCCGAACAACUCGCGUAAUUACCACAAGGGCCCCCCGAGUCAGCAAUCCUACUACAACAACCCCCCUCACAAUGCAGGGGCAAUGGUCAUGCAAGGCCCGCCCCCCUUCCCCGGCCAGGCCGGGUUCGCAGGGCCAAUCAACUCCAUGGAGUUUCGACGCAGCGGUAAUGGAGCCGGCUUCCAAGGGGGACAAGCCCGCCCUGACAAGCGCCGACCAACCCAACAAUACUACCAACCCCAAGCCCGGCAGUUCCAGUCAUGAUGUGGGCUGCUGCGUGGCGGCAUACAGUGUUAAUUUAUCAGGAUGUAUUUCAUAUAGUGCUGAAGACAUUGUUCUACACAAAAUUGACAGUGGAGUCCAGUUGUGUCAGUCCAGACUGAAUGCUUUAGUGAAAUUUUGUAUUUAGAUAUCUUUUUUUUUUCAGUUCAUUACCCCAUAGGCCAAUCUGUCACUAUUCCUAGAAGACAGUUUUUCAUUUAUUUCCCUGUCACACUACAACGUUGUAGAGUAACUUGCACCUAGCUUGUAAAAAACAGUUAGUACGCUGUCAUACGUCGAGCUGUCAUCGAAAAACCAUGAUUUUAGCGUAUCCAUAGUGUAUACAUGACGAGAGUUUACUGUAUAUGUUACGCAUGUCUAACGUAUUAGUAGCGUAUCACUGACUUAUACAUAACUUAUGACAGCGUAUAAAAGCGUAUGGCCAGCGUAUGAGUAACAUAUGACUAGCGCGCUCAGCGUAGGGGAAAGGUGCCUGAAACGGGCCGUAUGGGCAACGUGUAUCUGGCGUAUGUAAACGUAUGUAAACGUAUGUAGAGCAUUUCAUUCAUACCUUAAUACGUUCCCAUACACCAAAAAUUAUGUGCAUGCACUAAAGUGUUUUUAAGCCGCAGCGUACUACAACGUAUACCAGCGUGCUUUUGACGUAUACAACUUACACCUAACUGAUCCAUAGCGUGUUUCAGCGUGUCGUACGUCGCCAUAUAUUACUGCUAUACGUUGAAGUGUGACAGGGCCAUUAAGUACUUAGUUUCCGGAUUUGACGGCUAUUUCACAUGUUGAAUCAAAUGUAGACGUGACACCCACUGCGAUUUUGGCGGAAUCGUUACGAUAUUUUAGGCCAAUUUCUGCAAAUACGAUUUAGUGAUACAUAUUACAACUUUUCCAAAGGACAUUGCCUGUAAUUUCAACUACCGGUACAUAUUGACCUUGAAAAUCAUGCAUAUAGUAUACAACUAUUGAUAAUCAGUUAAUAAUCACAUUUGUUUGAUGGGAAGGUUUGCCGAUUUAGAGGAGUUUGGGAGAUAAAAUGUGAUGCAAAAAAUUAUUUGUUUUGGUUAAAACCAUACAUGGUGUUGUUUUUUUAGACACCAUUUUGCCAGAUAUUCCUUGAUGCCUCAAUUUAGGGUUGUUGUUUUUUUCUCCUCCAGUUGGGACUGUUGACUAGUGUAAAGGAUGAAAAAAAAUGAACAUAGAAAACACACUAAAAUACAAUCAGUUGAAGAUUUCUAUGCUGUUACAGUGAACAUGUAUCAGGAAUUUCAUUUCAAGGUCACAAAAUAUUCAAGUUCUUUUUUAUUGUAUUCUUCCCUUAGGUGAGAUUGAUUUCCUCAACAGUUCAUUGUCAUGUUUGAUGCCCAGUCAACCAAGGUGCAACAGCUCACUGUACAGAGUUAUUUUCCUUAGCUGUGAAAGGAUCUGCUGGUCAUGUUAAUGAUACACACUUAUUUUUUUGACAAAUGAUCAGGUCUUAUAUCUGACAGUGGUAGAUUAAGCCAUAGUCAGUGAUGGGCUUGACUCCGUAGCUGUAGACUAAAACAGUUUCUAUUCUAUAACAAGGUAAUGGCUAGUUCUAGUUGCUGAUGCUGAAAAAUUGAAUCUUAUCACUAAAGCAAUGUGUUUUGCCUACUGUACCUCAUGCUUGAGACUUAAAUUUGAAAGUUUCUUCUCAAUGAUUUCAUGUUUAGUUACCUUUACUUCAAUGUCAUUAAGGGGGCACGGGUGGCCCAGUUGUCUAAGGCGCCACAAUUCGCUGUGCAGAGUUGCGUCCCUUGGACAACCCUGAAACCUAUGAUUGUGGGUUCGAAUCCCGGUUCGCCCCGAUU
Haliotis rufescens (red abalone) is the source of this 4058-nucleotide messenger RNA. RefSeq names its product tudor domain-containing protein 3-like. Gene Ontology annotation, molecular function: protein binding; RNA binding. The record is from RefSeq and is a predicted model, not a curated record. Bases 10 to 2217 code for a protein of 735 amino acids. Lineage: Eukaryota; Metazoa; Mollusca; Gastropoda; Lepetellida; Haliotidae. Gene Ontology annotation, cellular component: nucleus; cytoplasm. Gene Ontology annotation, biological process: mRNA processing. The transcript has 13 exons.